UUAUUUCGAAUUCCUUUACGUUAAAUUAUAGUUACAACGACGUUCGCUUAAUGUGACGCUACUGCCAAUGGGGAGAAAUAUCCUCUAUAUUAUAGUAACAUAGUACUACAUAGUUACAGCAAAAUUGCACAUUAGCAGUUCUGAAAACAUUUGUUUUGUUCAAAUCUACCCCCCUUCGACUAUUUCAUUGUGUAUUUUUUUAAUAAUAUGAGUAAAGAAUCACAAAUGAGGGCUGCUAUUAACCAGAAGUUAAUUGAGAUGGGUGAGAGAGAGAGGUUAAAGGAGUUACUACGAGCCAAGCUCAUCGAGUGUGGCUGGAGAGAUCAGCUUAAAGCACUCUGCAAAGAGGUAAUCAAAGAGAAAGGUAUUGAGAAUGUUACAGUAGAGGACUUGGUUGCUGGAGUUACCCCUAAAGGAAGAGCCCUGGUGCCUGACAGUGUAAAGAAGGAGCUACUACAAAGAAUAAGAGCCUUCCUUGCCCAGCACUCUACAUGAUGCUCAGUAUAUCUGAUUAUGCUCUGAGAGUAUCUGUCAUUUUUUAAAUCAGUCUUUGCCAGUAGCAAUGCAGAAUGCUAUAAAUUAGUUGAACUGUUUAA
This is a messenger RNA of Myxocyprinus asiaticus (Chinese sucker), 596 nucleotides long. Its product is annotated as transcription and mRNA export factor ENY2. The record is from RefSeq and is a predicted model, not a curated record. The transcript has 5 exons. Gene Ontology annotation, cellular component: DUBm complex; SAGA complex; nuclear pore. Gene Ontology annotation, molecular function: transcription coactivator activity; chromatin binding. Bases 208 to 495 code for a protein of 95 amino acids. Gene Ontology annotation, biological process: poly(A)+ mRNA export from nucleus; positive regulation of DNA-templated transcription; regulation of transcription by RNA polymerase II. NCBI's taxonomy places the organism in Eukaryota, Metazoa, Chordata, Actinopteri, Cypriniformes, Catostomidae.